UCCUGGAAGUGAUCACCUUGGUUCUUAAGAGAGGCAAUAUGGCAGAGUGGAUGGAGUGCUGGCUGGACUUGGAUUCAGCCUUACCUGCCUGGGCCUGAGUCUGGAAGUCCCCUCUGAGUUGCGUCGUGCUGCCUCUGCAACCUAGAACCUGGCCACAGCAGAGUUAUAAAAGGACCCCCUGAAACCCCAAGAGGAGAGACCUGUCCAAGUGCCCCCAGAUAAACAAAUUCUGGGUCCUCUACACCAGGAAAUAGUUCCUCCACAAAAGGAGAGAAACCUGUGCACGAGACAGGGUCGACAUGUAACUCGACUCAGCACUGACCUGACCUCUCAUUUCUCCGUACCUAAAAUAAACUUGGCACCAUGAAGCUGAUGGAAUGGAACCUGAUACUGGGGGCUCUGCUGAGCACAGUCUUUGCGGGGUUGUUGGUGUUGUUACUGCUAGCUUCUUGGACAGUUCCAGACCCUCUGAGGCCCCCAUCCCCAAAGAUCUUUUCAAAGAAAUUAGAGUUGCCGAUUCACCCUUUGGACCUGAGGUACCCUGUCCUGCUCAUUCUGGUGAUGACUCGGCCCCAGGACGUGGGGAUACGCCAUGCCAUCCGGCAAACAUGGGGCAAUGAGACUUUGAUUCCUGGUGUGGUCAUCCACUGCCUCUUUGUUCUUGGCCUGCCCCAACCCCUCUUUGCUGAGGAACUUCAGGCCCUCAUGGAGGAGGAGGACAGGGAGCAUGGGGAUCUCCUCCAGGUGGGCUUCCUGGAUACAUACCGCAACUUGACUCUCAAGGUCCUCAUGGGGCUGGAAUGGAUGGCCCAGUACUGUCCCACUGCCCACUGUGUGCUCAAGGUGGAUAGUGAUGUCUUCCUAAACCCCAGCUACCUGGUCCAGCAAGUGUUGCGGCCCAAUGGACCCCCACAGCGAGAUUUUAUCACAGGCCACAUCUACAGAAACACAGGCCCCUUGCGGAGACGGGGUCACAAGUGGUAUGUGCCCCGAGAGUUGUAUUCCCAGGACAAGUAUCCAGACUACUGUGGAGGCCCUGGCUAUGUGAUGUCUGGCCCCCUGGCCCUCAGGAUCCUCACUGUAGCUCAGAGAAUCAAAGUCAUCUACUUGGAGGAUGUGUUUGUGGGGUUGUGCCUGAAACAGCUUGGAGUGAAGCCCACACCUCCUCCCCCCAACACCUUCCUGAUGUUCAGGAGGAAGUAUGACCAUUGUGCCUUCUAUGGAGUUGUCCUGGUUCAUCGCUUCCAGCCCCAACAGUUACUGCAGAUAUGGCCAGACUUCCUGACAACUAAUGGUGCCUGCCCCUCAGUGUGAGGGUCCGGCAUAGGGGCCCACAUGCUCCCUUUCCCUAUUAUGCUCCAUCUAGCUGGGCAGAUAAUAGCAGUAAGCCCCAUCGUAACGGCUCUGUCAGCUUGGUGAGGCAGGGUAAAGUGAGGGAGUGUGGGUCCCUGUGCCAGCCCCUCCCUUCAUAGGGCUCAUAGCUUUGCCCUGGGAAACGACUUGUGGUACAUGAAAAUAAUGUAACUUUACUGCGCUGGAAAAACAAUAACUAUGAAAAAUUCAGAAAAGGACAAGGAGAUGUCUAUGCCCCAUCUCAGCCUGCAGCAAGCAGAGCCAGAAGAAACACGAUGACUCCAACAGUGUAAAGGGAAGUCCGGCUUUUCUCUUUUUCACCACACUUUAUGCUGGGCUCUUUUCGGGGGAUUCUCAUCUGUGAAGCCCAUCGUGGAUGCGUGAACUGAACCGGGGAGAGAAGAACUCCCCCUGUUGCCCCUCUUUUUAUCCUGGCUCUGAGAAAUGGGCCCAGGGGCGUUUGUUUCUGUUUGUGUUAUUUGUCUUCAGUUUCGGCUGUAGGAGGUGAUUUCCCCUGGGCUGGGUCGCUUGAGUCAGGAUGAUCUCGGAGCCUGGAUUGCAGGUGGGGUGGUACAGCCAGCCGGCCUGACACAGAAGCCCUGACAAGCCAGGGUACCUGGGGCCCAGGCCCGAGGUGCUUUGUGGACAUAGAACUGGGACUGUAUUCUAUGGGAACUGAACUAAGGCGUGAACCGAAUCCUCUUCUCCUUCCCAGAGACUAAGGCUGUGCAACAGGGGAGGGGGAUGAUGCCUCCCCCACUUUGGGGAAGUAAGUUUGUCUAUUUGUGAUUAUGCUUUCUGAAGUAAAGAU
This is a messenger RNA of Phascolarctos cinereus (koala), 2164 nucleotides long. RefSeq names its product beta-1,3-galactosyltransferase 2-like. Gene Ontology annotation, biological process: protein O-linked glycosylation. Gene Ontology annotation, cellular component: Golgi membrane. The record is from RefSeq and is a predicted model, not a curated record. Gene Ontology annotation, molecular function: N-acetyl-beta-D-glucosaminide beta-(1,3)-galactosyltransferase activity. NCBI's taxonomy places the organism in Eukaryota, Metazoa, Chordata, Mammalia, Diprotodontia, Phascolarctidae.